AUGGACCGCCCUGCCGGCGCAUCGUACCAGCGCUUCCCCCGCGUUCGGAUCCGCGACCUCAAGGACGACUACGCCAAGUUCGAGCUCCGCGACACCGACGCCAGCAUGGCCAAUGCCCUCCGCCGCGUCAUGAUCGCCGAGGUCCCAACCGUCGCCAUCGAUCUCGUCGAGAUCGAGGUUAACUCCUCCGUCCUCAACGACGAGUUCAUCGCCCACCGCCUGGGGCUCAUCCCGCUCACUUCCGCCGCCGCCAUGCAAAUGCGCUUCUCUCGGGACUGCGACGCUUGCGACGGCGACGGCUCCUGCGAGUACUGCUCCGUCGAGUUUCACCUCGCCGCGCGCGCCACCGACUCCGACCAGACGCUCGAGGUCACAUCCAACGACCUGAGGUCCAUGGAUCCCAAGAGUGGUGUAGAUAUUCUAGUUCCUUCAGUGUUCCUAGCAACCGUGGCCUACCUUCUGGGCAUACUUAUUGUAAAGCUGCGUCGGGGGCAAGAACUAAGGCUUCGUGCCAUUGCUAGGAAAGGAAUUGGCAAGGACCAUGCCAAAUGGUCACCAGCUGCUACCGUGACUUUCAUGUAUGAGCCUGACAUACGUAUCAAUGAAGAACUAAUGGAAACAUUGACAGUGGAAGAGAGAAGAAGCUUGAUCGAAAGCAGCCCUACAAAAGUAUUUAAGCUUGAUUCUGCUAAUCAGGUAGUGGUGGACAAUGCUGAGGCAUACACCUAUGAUGAUGAGGUGAUCAAGCACGCUGAGGCCAUGGGAAAGCCAGGCUUAGUUGAGAUCAAUGCGAAGGAGGACAGCUUCAUCUUCACUGUAGAAACAACCGGCGCCAUCACAGCCUAUGAGCUGAUCAUGAACGCAAUCACGGUCCUGAGGCAGAAGCUGGAUGCUGUCCGCCUUCAGGACGAUGAUGGUGACCUUGGCGAGCUCGGCGCCCACCUUGGGGGGCCUUAG
Miscanthus lutarioriparius is the source of this 957-nucleotide messenger RNA. The record is from the annotation of a GenBank genome assembly. NCBI's taxonomy places the organism in Eukaryota, Viridiplantae, Streptophyta, Magnoliopsida, Poales, Poaceae.